Molecule: messenger RNA, 444 nt
Organism: Adineta ricciae
Lineage: Eukaryota; Metazoa; Rotifera; Eurotatoria; Adinetida; Adinetidae
Source: the annotation of a GenBank genome assembly
AUGAACCUGUUUUGCAUUUUUUGUCCAUUAUCGGCUACAUGGGAUGGACCUUUAGAAUCGAGUGUGGGUGUCAUUUGGUUAGGAGAAGCAGCUGCUCGAGUAACAAAGAAUCGUUUGAAGCCAGGUAUUCAUCGAGUUGUGUACCCUAAGAUUGCUGGCAUUCGACUAACGAUGUGGUAUGAAGUAUGUACAACCACACAGCUAAAGAGUCUGAGUGAAGAGAAACAGAAUGAAGUGAUGGCUGGUGGAAACGUGGUGUUCGAUAAUCUUCCUGAAUCGAGAGCUUUUCUUGCGCAACCCGGUGAAAGCAAAAUCCGGUUUCUCAGACGAGUUGAAAUAGCAAGUGGAUUAACAAUAAGUAAAGCAGGUCUACCGCGAUAUGAAUUGGAGCAGCAUAACAUUUCAUAUCCACCAAAUCCAAUCCAUGACUCGCUAAAUGAAUAA